AUGGAGCCCCCCCGCGCCUCCCGCUUCCUGGACCCCACGUCCGCGAUGGCGGCCAUCACGAAGCACAAAGCAGAGGCCAUCAGGCUAGCGCGCGAGCAAGGCGCCGCCGUCCGCGAGAUGUGCCGCAGAGCAAAGACGGAACCUCCCGCUUACGAGUUUGAGGAGCUAAUUGGAAAGGGUGCUUACGGCCGUGUGUAUAAAGGCCAUCAGCUGCCGUCUCGGGAAGUUGUUGCUAUUAAAGUUUUGGACAUCGACUCGUUGGAUUACAAGUCUGUGCGCGACUUCAAAGAUGAGUCGAUAAAGGACUUUAUUCAUGAAACGAAGGUGAUGAAGCAGGUUAAGGAUUCAGGGGCGAAGAAUAUCAAUGCGAUUAUCGAGGCUGUAUCUAUUCAUUCGCAACUCUGGUUGGUUUGCGAGUACUGCCCUGGUGGCAGUGUUAGGACUCUGAUGCGUGCGACUGGUGACCGGCUCGAAGAGAAGUUUGCUAUUCCGGUGGCCCGUGAGUUGGCUGCCGGCCUACGUGCUAUACAUGAUGCUGGCAUCAUUCACCGAGAUAUUAAAGCCGCCAACGUCCUUAUCCACGAGGAGGGAAAUUUGCAAAUAUGUGAUUUUGGUGUUGCCGGUAUACUCCAAUCACAACAGGAUAAGCGGUCGACCUGGAUCGGUACUCCUCACUGGAUGCCGCCAGAAAUGUUUUCUGGUAACCAGGCGCAUCAGUAUAGUAGCGAGAUUGACGUUUGGGCAUACGGAUGUACGCUGUUUGAACUCGCCACUGGAAAUCCACCAAACGCAAACCUGCGGGAGAGGAUGCAGAUUGGCAGACAGUUAAACAGGAAAACACCUCAACUAGCCGAUAACGAUAAAUAUCCCGAAGGUAUGAGGGAUCUAGUAGCAUUUGCUUUGAACUCCGAUCCGAUCACUCGGCCUUCAAUGGCAGACAUCUUGAUGCAUCCUUAUAUCGCGAACUCAGAGGAAGAGUACCCGACGUCAUCCUUGGGCGAGCUGGUGCGCAUUUACUAUCAAUGGUCUCAGCGCGGCGGUCAGCGUAUCUCUCUGUUCCAUCCAGGCGGAGCCGCAGCGGCGGAGAUGCCAGAAGACGAGUCCGACAUCGACGAGGACUGGAACUUCAGUACCACGGAUGAUUUUGAGAGAAGGUUCUCCGUUAUUGACCUUGACCAGUUGGCGGCUUCAUUGGCCGAGCUCGAACAAGAAGUCAAGGACACGUCCGGCCAGUCCCAGCAAGAGCCGAGCGAUGAGCCAACCGAUACCGAGAUGACAGAGCAGGACAAGGCAAAUUUCGACGAGCGAGUGCGCCGAGGUGCUGCGGCGAUGGAGGGCCUUUUUGACGAAGAAAAGCCGAGCUAUAAAUACGAAACAAAGAACGAUUUUGUGCCAAUUGAGGAAAAAGCUCCCGUGUCUGAUCUGCCUCUUCGCACCGACACAGACCGUUCAUCCGUCACAUCGACGUUCAUCGACAUUGACAUUCCCUCGUUCGAUUCCUCCCACUAUGCCGCUGGUGCUACGACGGCGCAGCCAUUCCAGCUCGCAGACGCAGACACCAUCCGUGCUAAUAGAUCCAGCGGGCGGAACCGCAGCUUCAAUGAAGGCCGGUCACGUUCUUCGAGCAGCGAAGUGGGCAGUAGUCUCGACAUACAAGAAACCUUUCAACCUCGCACCGGUCCCCGUCCACCGACCAUGGACUGGAAGUUCCCAUCGUUCAUGACGGCUCCGACAGAAGAACCAGCACCAGACUCAAUUCCAGAGGUUGACUCGGGAGCGGAGGCCGAAUCCGAAUCCGAACCUGAACGUAUCGUUCGGGACUCAUUAAACGAGCCACUUGCGUUCGAUCCGUCCGAUAAGCGGGCGACGAUGGAAUGGACGUUCCCUGUUAUGACAUCUUCCGCGGAUGACGACCACGUUAGUCCGAAGAACAGCUCUUCUGCAGAGGAAGACGAUGGCCCUACCCGCAAUGACACACUCAGAGCCGGCGAUUCGAAGCCUAGCAAUAACAACAUCGGUGAACCAGGCGACAGCGAAAGAGACGUAGAUAUCUCGCGCCCGUCAACCUCUGCCUCCGUGCAGUCAAACGUCUCCACAAGCUCCGACAAUGAUUAUGACCCCUUCCGCUUCGACCGACCCCCUACGCCCCCAGACGGCAGCGCACAAACCAAGCAGCGGCAACAACAAUUUAUGGACCACGACUACCCCGAACUCCUCACGUCCGUCGGCUACAAUCGCUACUCACGCUCCUCCGUACUCGAAGGGCCCGGUCCCGACGAGGAAGAAACAACCCCCAUCUCUGACUGGCAGAACAACGUCGCCGCCACUGGCCCUCCUCCACAACCCCAACCACAUCCUUACCCUCAAAUGCCGAUGCCAAUGCAAAUGUCCUACUCCGAGCCCUUCCCCACCGCAAUCCCCCACAAAGACAUGCACAUGCACAUGCACAUGAACAUGGCGAUGCCCAUGAACAUGCGCAUGCGCCCCUUCCCCAGCGGCCCAGGCCCCGGAAUCGGAAUCACGCCCGCAAGCUCCAUCACAGAUUCCGACUCCGGGCAUGGACCACCCUACGAACCCCUCCACACAGCCCGCUACAACCCCACAACCCUACACCUCCCCUCAUCCAUCUCAGGAAUGUCGCCCAUCAAGUUCCCCGACCUUGUCCCACCCCGCCUCCAAGUCCUCAUGGAAGGCGCGGGGGAAGCCGCCACAACAGCGGAAUUGGAUCGGCUGCUAGGUGAUUUUCUGGAUGCGCUUUCUGCGACGGGGACGGCGCUUUCGAGGACGAAGAUUGCUGCUGGGGCUGGGGCGGGGAGUGGUGCGAGUGAGGGGGAGGGUGGCAGUGGGAGUGGGAAUGGGUCGACGACGGAUGAGGCGUCUGAAUGA
Aspergillus mulundensis is the source of this 2886-nucleotide messenger RNA. RefSeq names its product putative serine/threonine protein kinase. Bases 1 to 2886 code for a protein of 961 amino acids. The record is from RefSeq and is a predicted model, not a curated record. NCBI's taxonomy places the organism in Eukaryota, Fungi, Ascomycota, Eurotiomycetes, Eurotiales, Aspergillaceae. Gene Ontology annotation, molecular function: ATP binding; protein kinase activity. Gene Ontology annotation, biological process: protein phosphorylation. The transcript has 4 exons.